Striga hermonthica is the source of this 1377-nucleotide messenger RNA. Lineage: Eukaryota; Viridiplantae; Streptophyta; Magnoliopsida; Lamiales; Orobanchaceae. The record is from the annotation of a GenBank genome assembly.
AUGGCGAAAACUGGUAGCGGUCGCGGUCGCGGUCGCCAGGCGUCUCGGUCUGGCUCUGACUCUCGCUCCUCAUCCCGCUCUCGCUCGAUUUCAUACUCGGGGUCGGGCUCGCGCUCGCGCUCCAGUUCGCUGUCAAGGUCCCCUUCCCAUUCUCGCUCCACCUCAAGAUCAAGAUCUUUGUCAUCUUCCUCUCGCACCAGUAGCUCCCGCAGCCCUAGCCCUGCUCCUCGGAGAAAGAGCCCUGCUGAAGGAGUUAAACGAGCCCGUUCCCCUCGGCCACAAGCUAAGAGAACCUCCCCUCCUCCAAGGAAAGCUUCUCCUAUUCCUGAAUCUCUUGUGCUUCACGUUGAUCAGCUUAGCAGGAAUGUGAAUGAGGGCCACUUGAAAGAAAUAUUUGGUAAUUUUGGUGAAGUGGUGAAUGUACAACUGGCGAUUGACCAUGUUGUCAAUAUUCCUAAAGGAUUUGCAUACGUGGAGUUCAGAAAUAGGGCCGAGGCUGAAAAGGCCCUGCUAUACAUGGAUGGUGCUCAAAUUGAUGGCAAAGUUGUGCGGGCCAAGUUCACCUUACCUGAAAGGAAGAAGAUUCCUUCUCCCUCUAAGGCUGUUGCCACCACAUCAAGGAGAGAUGGACCAAAAGCUGAAGAUGCUGCUGCAGAUGGUGAGAAAGAUGGGCCAAAGCGACCCAGAGAAGCAUCCCCAAGGAGGAAACCGCCCUCCCCUCCCCGAAGGAGAUCUCCCAUAGUACGAAGAGGAUCUCCCAGGCGGGACCCACCUGGUUCUCCUCCACCUCGCAGGCGUCCGGAUUCUCCUCCCCGCCGUAGGCCCGAUUCUCCUUACAGACGAGGUGGUUCCCCACCUCCAAGGCGAAGGCCGGGAUCACCUGCCAGAGGUCGUUCGCCAUCUUCUCCUCCAAGGCGUUUCCGUUCACCCGCAAGGGGAUCUCCAAGAAGGAUGCGUGGAAGUCCUGUUCGUCGGAGAUCUCCUCCACCAAGACGAAGGUCCCCAAGACGUGCUCGAAGUCCUCCACGAAGGUCUCCUAUUGGUCGCCGACCACGCAGUCGCUCCCCUGUGAGGAGGCCACCUCGUUCUCCAUCACGAUCCCCCUCUCCAAGGAGAGGCCGGGGCCCACCACCUAGACGUGGUAGACAAUCUUAUUCUUCAUCACCUAGCCCACGCAGGGGCCCUCGCAGGGUAUCGAGGAGCCGUAGCCCUAGGAGGCCUGUCAGAGGUAGAAGUCCAAGCAGGAGCAGAAGCCGAAGCAGCAGCAGCAGCAGCAGCAGCACGAGCAGCUCACCCCCUCCCGCCCCGUGCAUUUUGUUUCUGAUAAAGGGUGCACGUGUGUCGAAUUGCUUGCUUGCUUGCUUGCCAAACCUUUGA